AUGACUGGGCAACUAACAUUGCCUACCUCCUCCCCUUCUCUGUCCCUCCAGCAGGCACUGGUGGUGGCAGCCAUCCCCUCCCACAGGCUUCUCAAUCUCCGGGAGGGUGACCCUACAUCUUUGUUUGCCUGGGAGAGUCCCAACCUCCUAAGAGCCCAGAGUUCUCUCAGGUUUGGUGUCCGCUUUUAUAUUCAGAAGGGCCCCAGUGUGGGUGAUAAAUUCCGUGUUCACGCUGCCUGUGAGCAGAGCAAGGACAAAAACAGAAGUGCACGGAAGCCAGAAGGAGUCUGCGGACAGUUCUCAGUGACUUCCACUUAUCAAGCAGAGCACUCUGCACUCAGUCAUCGCAGUUAA
Rangifer tarandus platyrhynchus (Svalbard reindeer) is the source of this 354-nucleotide messenger RNA. The record is from the annotation of a GenBank genome assembly. Lineage: Eukaryota; Metazoa; Chordata; Mammalia; Artiodactyla; Cervidae.